This is a messenger RNA of Peromyscus eremicus (cactus mouse), 1933 nucleotides long. It is a transcript of the gene Mab21l1, whose product is annotated as mab-21 like 1. Lineage: Eukaryota; Metazoa; Chordata; Mammalia; Rodentia; Cricetidae. Bases 306 to 1385 code for a protein of 359 amino acids. The record is from RefSeq and is a predicted model, not a curated record. The transcript has a single exon.
UGGGAUUCAGCGCAACUUUUGUUUUUAUUGAGAAGGUGCUCUCUCCACGCAUCUCUCUCAGACACGGAUUCUUUAACGGAGGAGAGAGGGGGAGAGUGCAGCCUUUCACUUUAAGACCGGCUAGGCUCGCGGAUAAAAGGCCGGCAGGGCAGGGCGGCCCCCACUGCAGCCUGUCCGAGAGAGGCUCGGUGCCUUUUGCGCGUGGCCCCCUUUCACCACCGAAGUUGGCUCCAGCGCUAGCAGCCGCAUUGGAUCCCACAGCUUAUUGUGAGACUCCGGUGUACAAUCCGGAUCUCUGCCCCAACAUGAUCGCGGCCCAGGCCAAGCUGGUCUACCACCUGAAUAAGUACUACAACGAGAAAUGCCAGGCCAGGAAAGCUGCCAUCGCCAAAACCAUCCGGGAAGUCUGCAAAGUGGUCUCCGACGUCCUGAAGGAGGUGGAGGUGCAGGAACCGCGCUUCAUCAGCUCCCUCAACGAGAUGGACAACCGCUAUGAGGGCCUGGAGGUCAUCUCUCCCACCGAGUUCGAGGUGGUACUCUAUCUGAACCAGAUGGGGGUGUUUAACUUCGUGGACGACGGCUCACUGCCUGGCUGCGCGGUGCUGAAGCUGAGCGACGGGCGCAAGAGGAGCAUGUCCCUCUGGGUGGAAUUCAUCACCGCCUCGGGCUACCUCUCGGCACGCAAAAUCCGCUCCAGGUUUCAGACGCUGGUGGCUCAGGCGGUGGACAAGUGUAGCUACAGGGAUGUAGUAAAGAUGGUGGCUGACACGAGCGAAGUGAAACUGAGAAUCCGCGAUAGGUACGUGGUGCAGAUCACCCCGGCCUUUAAAUGCACCGGGAUCUGGCCGCGGAGUGCUGCCCACUGGCCGCUUCCCCACAUCCCCUGGCCAGGACCUAACCGAGUGGCAGAGGUCAAGGCCGAGGGGUUCAAUCUGUUGUCCAAGGAGUGCCACUCCCUGGCCGGCAAGCAGAGCUCGGCGGAGAGCGACGCUUGGGUGCUGCAGUUCGCAGAGGCUGAGAACAGACUGCAAAUGGGGGGCUGCCGGAAGAAAUGUCUCUCUAUCCUGAAAACCCUCCGCGACCGCCACCUGGAGUUGCCAGGCCAGCCCCUCAACAACUACCACAUGAAGACUCUGGUGUCUUACGAGUGUGAGAAGCAUCCCCGGGAGUCGGACUGGGACGAAUCUUGCCUGGGCGACCGGCUGAACGGAAUUCUGCUGCAGCUCAUCUCAUGCCUGCAGUGUCGGCGGUGUCCCCACUACUUCUUACCGAACUUAGAUCUGUUUCAAGGCAAACCGCACUCGGCUCUGGAAAACGCUGCUAAACAAACGUGGCGACUGGCAAGAGAGAUCCUGACCAACCCCAAAAGUUUGGAAAAACUCUAGAGGAUGAUCUAAUCCAGGGCCGACAAGAUCACUCUUCUCAAAGUCCCGACGAAAUGAAAACUUCCUGGUUGAUUCCUAUUUAGUAUUUCCUGAGACAGUGCAAACAAUCUCUUCCUUCAGAAGGAGUAACAGCACAACAUUCAUGCAUCAUCUCACACACCCCUAAGAGGAGGGAAUGGAGUAGGGAAACACGGGGAAACCUACACCCACAAGUAUCUUUAAGCAGGCAUCUCCCAUCUCCCUUGAAAAGUAAGUACACAAAACCCGAAAACAGCAGGGCAACAAUGCAAGACCGUGGCCAACUCCGUCAAAGGAUUAUAGCAAUCUUGAGACUUAGGCGCAUCUAUCUGCCUUCCAGUAAACACGACCUGGAUGUGCCAUCGGAAGGAUCGGAAGGAGCGAGUAAUGUAUAUUUUGAUUUGUAACAAAAAAUUGUGAUCUCAUGUUGUCUUUGAAAGUGUGGAUGUUGGUGUUUUGUGAUUUGGUGAACAGAACUGAAAUUGCCAUUUGGAAACUUCCAGACACUUUCCAUGAACAGAGAUGCAUUU